Messenger RNA from Ostertagia ostertagi, 216 nucleotides. Lineage: Eukaryota; Metazoa; Nematoda; Chromadorea; Rhabditida; Trichostrongylidae. The record is from the annotation of a GenBank genome assembly.
AUGCAACAACAUUUACCAGAAGCUCUUCGACAUCGUGAAUGGACAAUCCGUAAAGUUGACAACGAUGUUGGUGUUGUCUUAAAGUUGUGGCAUGUCAACCAUUUGCUUUGUGAUGAGUGUGGUUGUCGGAUUCAAGAAGAGGAGAAGUUCGAAGAAAAGGAAGGCAUUAUCGUGUGUCGCCAUUGCUAUCUGAACGGCAAAAAUCCGAAGUGUGCA